Molecule: messenger RNA, 1799 nt
Organism: Thunnus maccoyii (southern bluefin tuna)
Lineage: Eukaryota; Metazoa; Chordata; Actinopteri; Scombriformes; Scombridae
Product: GDP-Man:Man(3)GlcNAc(2)-PP-Dol alpha-1,2-mannosyltransferase-like
Exons: 6
Coding region: 39-1607 (522 amino acids)
Biological process (GO): protein N-linked glycosylation
Cellular component (GO): endoplasmic reticulum membrane
Molecular function (GO): GDP-Man:Man(3)GlcNAc(2)-PP-Dol alpha-1,2-mannosyltransferase activity
Source: RefSeq, a predicted model, not a curated record
UCAGCUUCCGGUAAUGUAACGUCAAGAGUGUUGUCAAAAUGGCAGGACACGACCAUCACCACAAUUUAUCUCUGUGUUUCUGCGAUUUAAUGAGGUUGCUGUGGUCCUUGGUUGUGCCCUGCGCCUACCUCAGCCUGCUCCUGACCCUUCUGCUGUUGCUGCUCCUGCUGGGACUCCGCAUGUGGCUGCAGGGCCGCCAGAAAGCCCGCCGGGCUCAGGAUGGCGGCCCGGCGGUGGCUUUCUUCCACCCGUACUGCAACGCUGGAGGAGGCGGGGAGCGGGUCCUGUGGUGCUCCCUGAGGGCCCUCAUGCACCGGUACCCUGGCGUCUCGUUUGUGGUUUACACAGGUGAUCAGGGAGUGACUGGUGAGCAGAUUCUUGAGGGAGCCAGCCAGCGAUUCAACAUCACCCUGCCUCGGCCAGUCACCUUCAUCUUCCUGCAUCACCGCACGCUAGUGGAGGCCACUUCUUACCCUCACUUCACCCUGCUGGGCCAGAGUGCCGGCUCCAUGUUCCUUGGCUGGGAGGCGCUGAUGGCUUUUGUUCCUGACCUGUACGUGGACUCAAUGGGCUAUGCCUUCACACUGCCAAUCUUCCGCUACCUGGGAGGCUGUAAGGUGGCAAGCUAUGUUCACUAUCCCACAGUCAGCACCGACAUGCUGUCUGUGGUCAGAGAGAGGAACCCCAGGUUUAACAACGCUGACUUCAUCUCUAGAAACCCUGUGCUGAGUGCAGUCAAGGUGGUGUACUACUGCUGCUUCGCCCUGCUGUAUGGCCUGGCCGGCUCCUGCAGUGAUGUCAUCAUGGUGAAUUCCACCUGGACGCUGGGACACAUACUGGCUUUGUGGCGCUCCCCCAGCCGCACCAGCAUCGUCUACCCGCCCUGCGAUGUAAGAGCCUUCCUGGAUGUCCCACUAGAUGAAGAAGAUGAAGAGGAAAUGGAAGAGGGCUGGGAGGAGCUUGGACGAGAGCUGGGGAGUGAAGAGGAAGCAGGAGGAGACAGGAAGUGUCACUCCAUCGUGUCAGUGGGUCAGUUCCGGCCUGAGAAGGACCACCGGCUGCAGAUCAGGGCAUUUCGCAAACUGCUGGAUAGGAGAGGAGAGGGGCCCGGAGGGCGGGAGUCCCUGAGGCUGGUGCUGAUUGGUGGGUGCAGGAACCAGGAGGACGAGGAGAGGGUGCUGAUGCUGCGGGGACUCUGCCAGGAGCUGGCUGUGGAAGACCGUGUUGACUUCAAACUCAACGUGCCCUUUGAGGAGCUGAAGAGAGAGCUGGUGGAUGCCACUAUCGGUCUACACACCAUGUGGAACGAACACUUUGGCAUAGGUGUGGUGGAGUGUAUGGCUGCAGGCACCAUUGUUCUCGCCCACAAGUCCGGUGGUCCAAAGCUGGACAUCGUGGUGCCGUAUGAGGAUGGACAGACGGGCUUCCUGGCUGACAGUGAGGACAGUUAUGCUGCUGCCAUGGAAACCAUCCUGACGUUGUCACCAGCAGCUAGACUGGAGAUCCGACGUAACGCCCGGCGCUCCGUGGAGCGAUUCUCUGACCAGGAGUUUGAGGUCUGUUUCCUCGCCGCGAUGGAGUCUCUGAUGAGUAAAUUGGAGCGAUGAGGACGCAGAGCUUUAUUGGUCUUUUUUUUGUUAAACCCACAUAUGGAGUGGAGCAGUGAGGGUCAUAUCUAUGCUUUUAUUACACACUAUUAUUAUAAGUGUGACACAGUGCCUCAUUCGCAAUUAAAAGUCACCAGACAGAGACAUGGAGGAGCAACAAAGAUGAAGUUUUGUACCAUCUAGUAGGAAAUC